AGGUAUAAAAGGCAAAGAAGUAAAUUUUAUAACAUAUAGACUAUUAAAAAUUAAAGACGUCAGUUUCAAGUGCAAGUGAUACUUUUUUUUUAUAAAAAAUGGCAAAGGUACAAAAUUGGAAACAAGAAGCGCCAGCAAACUUCUACGCUUGUUGUACCGCAUCGCUUAAGGAAGGAAAUGAAUCGCCAGAAAUAUUCCGAAGAUGUUGGAGCCGAAGGAUAUCGCCUCUUUACUGGCGAGUGCCGAUUUUCCUAUGGACUGUUAUCAUCAUUUCCUGGUCAACGAUUUACUUUUGGGGACCUCGAGAAAAGUUCCUACUAUACAUGACUCAUUGGGGACUUAUUCUGAUUUUCCUCGAGUCUCUUUUUGGCAUCAUUGUCGUUGUCAACAAAAACCCUGAGAGUCUAUCAGAUUCGGCAAAGGGAAUGCCUUGGAUUGUAAAAACAUAUUGGGUGCUCUAUAACAUCACUGUGCCCGUGGCAUUUCUUAUCACACUCUUCUACUGGGCAGUUUUAAGAGGCCCUGGGAAAAAAAUUAACUAUGCUCCAAAUCCGAUCCUGGAUAUAAUGCUGCACGGCGUGAAUUCAGGACUAAUGUUCGUCGAACUCGUCUUCUCGACGCAUCCAAGUCGGUUACUACAUAUAAUGCAGCCUUUGUAUUUCGCACUGGCCUACCUGCUGUUCAGCGUCGCAUAUUUCAUCGCUGGAGGACUUGACCCGUGGGGUAACGCGUUCAUUUACCCGGUAAUCGAUUGGUCAAAACCUCUUCAAACACUAGUGGUAGUGACUUUGACGGCAUUGUUCCUGGCUCUCAUGCAUAUAAUAACGGUCGUCGUGGCUUCAGCGCGCGACUUCAUCAUCAGGAAGUACUUUAUCGACAAAAAUGGAGAGUACAACGAUGGAUUCGAAGCCUAGAUACGCUGUUAAUACGCUAGACGCCAGUGAUGGUGUAGACUUUAUCCGAUCGAAAUUAAAAGUAGUGAAUAUUAUAAGGACAGUGAUUCAACAAACGAACAAUGUUGAUAGAAAUUAUGUGUUUAAAUGAUCGUAGUUGAUACGGUCAAUAAGGAACAAUAAAAGAUUUAUUGGACGAUAAUUACG
Vanessa tameamea is the source of this 1100-nucleotide messenger RNA. RefSeq names its product protein rolling stone-like. The record is from RefSeq and is a predicted model, not a curated record. Gene Ontology annotation, cellular component: membrane. The transcript is spliced from 4 exons. Lineage: Eukaryota; Metazoa; Arthropoda; Insecta; Lepidoptera; Nymphalidae. The coding region runs from base 99 to 914 and encodes 271 amino acids.